This is a messenger RNA of Racocetra fulgida, 341 nucleotides long. Lineage: Eukaryota; Fungi; Glomeromycota; Glomeromycetes; Diversisporales; Gigasporaceae. The record is from the annotation of a GenBank genome assembly.
GUAUUGUAGAAAGCCUUGAAUUAUCUUUUCAAUUUAAGGGUAAGGAUAAAUUAAUAAAAUCUAGUAUUGAUAAAGUUUUAAAUGAUUUUGUAGUCUGCAAAGAACCUAAAGAUGAUCUUGUAUUAGGAAUACAAUGGUUGUGGUUGCGUAAAGCAAAAAUCGAUCUUUAUGGUGAAAGAAUUUUAUUCUAUGAUAGAGUAAUAUCAUUUUACAUGAAUCUAUCUUAUGAUUUAGAGAACACGGAGUAUCCUGCUUCACAGAGAGAUAAUACUGCAUAUGAGUUCUUAUCUUCAUCUUCAUCUGGGUCUGACUCUGAUUCGUCUAGCUACAAAGUGAUUAUG